AUGGCAGAGCCAGCACAGCCUGCUGAUCUGCCCGAGUUCGCCCAGGCGACCGCUGACUUUGUCAAAUGGUUCAAGUCGGCUGACGGGACUCGGCUAAGUUCAAAGGUGCAACUGAAGGAUCUCAGAAGUGGCAAUGCGGGAAGAGGAGCUGUCGCAACUGAGGACAUCGAAGAAGACGAAGAACUCUUCGCUAUCCCCAGAUCACUUGUGCUUGCAACCACCACCUCCAGCAUCCCCUCCACAGUGCUUGAGCCUCUAAACGAGACAGGAGCGUGGCCGCCAUUGAUAGUCACCGUCAUUUACGAAUAUCUCCGGAACGAGAAAUCGCCAUGGUACCCUUACUUUAAAGUACUCCCCACCUUCUUCGACAGUCUGAUGUUCUGGAACAAAGCAGAACUUGAGGCAUUGCAAGCGAGCGCCGUAAUCGGCAAGAUUGGACGAGAUCAAGCCGAAGAAAAUUGGAAAGACACCAUAAUCCCAGUCAUGCUCUCACACUCGGACUUGUUUGGUGUGGCUGGCCAAAACGAGUCGGAAAAGACGACAGAGUUGAUCAAACUCGCUCAUAUGGCUGGAAGCUUGAUUAUGGCCUAUGCCUUCGAUAUCGACAGAGACGACGAGAAGGACGACAGAGAUAACGACUCCGACGACGAGUUUGAGGAAGACGACGAAGACGAGCCUUCCAAGGGCAUGGUGCCUUUUGCUGACAUGCUCAACGCAGAUGCUGAUCGAAACAAUGCUCGUCUCUUCCAAGAACCUGACUACCUCAUUAUGAAGUCCACCAAACCGAUCAAAGCAGGCGAGCAGAUAUUCAACGACUAUGGUCCCCUGCCUCGAUCAGACCUCCUCCGCAUGUACGGCUACAUUACAGAUAACUAUGCUCAAUAUGACGUCGUGGAAAUCUCCCAUGACCUAUUCCUCGAAGUUGCCGGCAAAAAGCACGGCAUCAAAGAUGCAGCCUGGCUGAAACGUGAAGAGCAACUCGAGGAGCUGGGCCUUAUCGAUGACGGCUAUGCUAUCCCGCGCCCUUCAGUGGAUGUGAAAAAGCUAGAGGAUGCUAUACCGGGACAAAUACACAUGCUCCUGCGAGCAUUGUGUACGGAGACCGUCAAAAAGCCCGAGGAGUCUGUCACAAUCAAAGAGGCGGCGCUGCUACAAGCCGUGCUGACAAAAAGACUCUCUGAGUACGCGACUUCCCUCGACGCUGACAGGUCCGCCCUGGGAGCACUAGGCACGGCUGAAUCGAAGCAGUUGCUGGUCGAAUCCGGCUGCAGUGAGCCUCGAUACACGAUGGCCUUGAAGGUGAGGAUCGGAGAAAAGGAGAUUCUACACCAGCUUCUUCGCCUCUGCCAAGAUCAUAUUGCAGGCGAAACAGCGGAGAUGGCUUCAGCCUCCACUAAACGAGCGUCCGACCACGGCCCCAGUUCGAGACCGAAGAAAACUGCACGGAGAGAAAGAGGCCCGUGA
Messenger RNA from Cladophialophora yegresii CBS 114405, 1464 nucleotides. RefSeq lists its product as uncharacterized. The record is from RefSeq and is a predicted model, not a curated record. Gene Ontology annotation, cellular component: nucleus. Bases 1 to 1464 code for a protein of 487 amino acids. Lineage: Eukaryota; Fungi; Ascomycota; Eurotiomycetes; Chaetothyriales; Herpotrichiellaceae. Gene Ontology annotation, molecular function: protein binding; protein-lysine N-methyltransferase activity. Gene Ontology annotation, biological process: peptidyl-lysine monomethylation. The transcript is spliced from 3 exons.